This is a messenger RNA of Rhea pennata, 3756 nucleotides long. RefSeq names its product SEC61 translocon subunit alpha 1 (gene SEC61A1). The transcript is spliced from 12 exons. The record is from RefSeq and is a predicted model, not a curated record. Bases 110 to 1540 code for a protein of 476 amino acids. Lineage: Eukaryota; Metazoa; Chordata; Aves; Rheiformes; Rheidae. Gene Ontology annotation, molecular function: ribosome binding; transmembrane protein transporter activity; signal sequence receptor activity. Gene Ontology annotation, biological process: SRP-dependent cotranslational protein targeting to membrane, translocation; post-translational protein targeting to membrane, translocation. Gene Ontology annotation, cellular component: Sec61 translocon complex; membrane.
GCGGCGCGUGGCAGGAAGCGGAAGGAGGCCGGCGGCGAUCGAUCCCUGACGUGUCUCUCGGAAGCCGCCGCCGCCGCCGCCUGCUCUUUGCACCCGUCGGGCGGCCGCCAUGGGGAUUAAAUUUCUUGAAGUAAUCAAGCCCUUCUGUGUUAUCUUACCUGAAAUCCAAAAGCCAGAACGGAAGAUUCAGUUUAAAGAAAAAGUAUUAUGGACAGCUAUCACACUCUUCAUCUUCUUAGUAUGUUGCCAGAUUCCCUUGUUUGGCAUCAUGUCAUCAGACUCAGCAGAUCCUUUCUACUGGAUGAGAGUGAUUCUGGCUUCAAAUAGAGGUACGUUGAUGGAGCUGGGUAUUUCACCUAUUGUGACUUCUGGCCUCAUCAUGCAGCUCUUGGCAGGCGCCAAGAUAAUUGAAGUUGGUGACACCCCAAAGGACAGAGCUCUCUUUAACGGAGCACAGAAAUUAUUUGGAAUGAUCAUUACCAUUGGUCAGUCUAUUGUCUAUGUAAUGACUGGAAUGUAUGGAGACCCAUCUGAGAUGGGUGCUGGAAUCUGCUUACUUAUCACAAUUCAGCUUUUCGUUGCUGGAUUGAUAGUUCUGCUCCUGGAUGAGCUCCUACAGAAAGGAUAUGGUCUUGGUUCUGGCAUCUCUCUCUUCAUUGCCACCAAUAUUUGUGAGACUAUUGUAUGGAAGGCUUUCAGCCCCACCACUGUGAACACAGGACGAGGUAUGGAAUUUGAGGGAGCCAUCAUUGCUCUGUUCCAUCUUCUGGCUACUCGUACAGACAAAGUCAGAGCUCUUCGUGAGGCCUUUUACCGUCAGAACCUCCCCAACCUCAUGAACCUGAUUGCUACCAUCUUUGUCUUUGCUAUUGUAAUCUAUUUCCAGGGCUUCAGAGUGGAUCUUCCUAUCAAAUCUGCUCGCUACCGUGGCCAGUACAACACCUACCCUAUCAAGCUGUUCUACACUUCCAACAUUCCCAUUAUUCUUCAGUCUGCUCUUGUGUCCAAUUUGUAUGUCAUCUCCCAGAUGCUUUCUGCUCGCUUCAGUGGCAACUUACUGGUUAGCCUACUGGGCACGUGGUCUGAUACGUCAUCUGGAGGCCCAGCUCGUGCUUAUCCAGUUGGUGGACUUUGCUAUUAUCUAUCGCCUCCAGAGUCCUUUUCUUCAGUGUUAGAAGACCCUGUCCAUGCAGUUGUUUAUAUUGUAUUUAUGUUGGGAUCCUGUGCUUUCUUCUCCAAGACAUGGAUUGAAGUCUCUGGCUCCUCUGCCAAAGAUGUUGCGAAACAGCUAAAAGAACAGCAAAUGGUAAUGCGAGGCCAUAGAGAAACCUCCAUGGUACAUGAACUAAACAGGUACAUCCCUACAGCUGCUGCCUUUGGUGGUCUCUGUAUUGGUGCCCUCUCUGUCUUGGCAGACUUCCUCGGGGCAAUUGGGUCUGGAACUGGAAUCUUGCUUGCCGUCACCAUCAUUUAUCAGUACUUCGAAAUUUUUGUAAAGGAACAGAGUGAAGUUGGAAGUAUGGGAGCUCUUCUUUUCUAAAUGUAGCUUCUCAUGGACCCAGGAAGAGGGGAGGAACAUUCUUGAAAUAUACAGUCAGGUGAAAAAAAGUAAACUUGAGUAUGUCAUUCUAUAGGAACAUGUAUUUUAAUAAUGUUUCCAAAGCGCAUUCCCUUAUGUUCAAACUUUUCUAGCAUACUGUUUGCAUUUUAUAAAUUGCUGGGGGAAAAAGUGCAAAAAAUUUUUUUGAAGAAAAUUGUUUUUUAAUUAUGUGUUAGGAAAAUGAGCUUUCUGAAUUGGAUUUAGUUCAGUCAUUCUUCAGUUUUUGUUUCAUCCCCUUUCAAAAUGAGUGUACCUGAAGCCUUUGAAGGUUUUAAUAAAUAGUUAUGGGGAAGAUUGUUUGUUUGGAAGGGAUUUUUUGCAUUUAACUUGUGUUUGCAGCUCCUUUGCAGUAGCGGUGAGAAAAAUCUCUCCCUCUAAUGCUUGAGUUCCAUAGUUAUGGUUGUAAGCACAAUGUUUAAUAUAUUCAGUUUUGUGGGUUUUGUUCGAGUAUAGCAGAUUUAGGGAUGCAAUUGUUUCUUUUUACUAAAUUAUAUCUUUAAUUCCAAACGUCUUGUCUUAUAAUUACUAAGCUAAGCCUUUUAAGAUGUUGAAUAUUGGCUUGAGACUGUCGUCAGCUUUCUUUAAAAGUCAGAAUGUGUUUUUUUCCCCACCACCCCUGCUCCAUAAACAGAAAGCUCAGGUCAAUCCAGAUUCUGACAGAGUCUGUGCCUAAGAGUUGCAACUCUGAAACUUGGUAAUACAGGCAGCUUUGUUUUUGAAAAAGAAAAAAGUAAACAAACAAACAACAACAAAACCCUUUUAAUUACAAUUUUUGUUGCUGUUAGCCGUAGCACUUCUAGUUCUGAUACUAACUGACAGAAAUGGAUGUUACAGUUGUUUAGAUGCAAAUCUUGUACCCUUUGCUAAAGCUAAGUUUCUCUGAUCAAUAAUAAAUUCUGGACACGUAGCAAUGAGAAUAUUAUCUGGCUGGUCAUAUCUAGUGAAUUUUGAGACUGUUGUCACAGAGGAGUACAGAAAGAAUGUAGGUACUUGUCUCAGUUUUUUCUCUGUAAUUCUAGAUAUGAGACCCUUGUCAGGUAACUCCUGUUAUUGCUCAUGUAGAAGACUUUACUGUCUUAUAGCCUCAUUGACUUGGAUGGUGGAUAUAAAAAUAAUUUGCGGAAAGGCAUCGGGGCUCCUUUUUUUCAGGGUCAUGCCCUCAAAUCGGAGAAGUUACAGUAAAAGGCUUUAAUGGACCAGAAUAAUCCUUAAUUUUCCAUUUUAAUUUAGAUUGUCAAUAUUAAUCAGGUACCUAGGACCAAAUGCAAAUAUUUGUGUAUGAGUCUUGUAAAUACACUUUUCCUCAAUCAGUAUUGGACAACGUGGAAACCAGAAUGAGAAGUGAUAACAGUGGAAUGUUUCUCUACACUGCAUCAAUAUGACUUCCUGUGCAUUUUUUCACGUUGUGCUGACAAAAUAUAAAUUACUAUUUCUGCCUGGAUUGAUGAGACUUUUUGUUACAUUCCCCAAGAUGACAUCCAGAAGCCCUUGUUAAUACACUGACUCAAAUACCAAAUGCAUGAGAAUUUUGUGAAUCCUGUAUGACAUGCACCUAUCAAUAAAAAUGAAACUCCUGGGUGAAGAUCAGAAUUGGAAAAGGAGCACAAGUGCCAGGAGAAAAUAGCCAUGAAGUGCUUGCUACCAAGUAUUCGCUAUUACUUCACACUACCUUCUGUAAUUUUCCUUUGUCUUUUAUAAAAUAGCAUGCCACAGCACAAUUCUGGAUGUGAAAUCAGAGGCAGUUCAAAAGUGACUUUAAGAGAGGGAAGGACUGUGGCGAGUUUCGUUCAUUUGUUUGAUUUGGCGGGGGGGUGGAUUUCUCCCCCCGCCCCCCCCAGGAAAACAGAUCUUUUCAAAAUGAAGAGGACUUCACUUCUGAGCGUGCAGUUCCGGCAGGGCUGGAGCUGUACUUGCAUUUUUGGUCAUAUCAUCAGUCUGAACAAGUUGCAGUUUAGACCAUCGGUUCUUGAGUGUCUCAGCACUUUUUUUAUGCAUCUGUAUUUUUUGCUGUCUAGUGCUGGAAUCUGUCGAUUAUCAAGCAGCUAUGUCCUCAAAGCAGGACCUGCUGAUCAAGACAGAUGUUCACAGUGGAUGUUCACAAAAGAAAUAAUGCCUAAACAAUCUGCUUUAUAAUGAAAUAAAGUUCAUCUUUGGAA